UGGUCGUUGGUCUCGAAGAUUGGGCGAACGUACUCCUUUACUUUCUGGUCAUUGAUUUUUGGAAGUCCUAUUCUCUCUCUUUUUUUUUUUUUUUUUCUCACGGGAAAUAAUAAAGCAAAACUUUUUUUUUUGCACUUUUCUUUUAUCUAUUUAUUGUUGUUGUUAUUGUUAUUAUUAUUAUAUUGUGAUACAAAUGGAUAAAUUAUUAUUAGAAGAAACAACUGCUCAGAAACUUGCCUUGGAAUUGAAUACUCAAGAUCUUUCAGCUUUGGCUUCCACUUGUAAACCUUACUCAACUGCCCUCAAAGACGAAGAAAUAUGGAAAAAGAAAACUGCUCAUGACUUUGGUGAUCUAUUUUACAUUUAUCAUCUAUUUGAAACAUCUACAGUUGAUGUUGCACCCGAUCUACGAAAGAAAUACAGUGAAUCACCUUCAAGCUGGCGACAAUAUUAUUUGACAAAGCAACAGCGACUUUCUCAGACUAAUCAGACUGCCCUAGAAUCUCAAGUACAACAAGAAGUCAAGGAUACGACUGCUGCUCUUGAAAAGUGCAUGGAAGAAGGCAACAGUAUUUCAUUCAAUCAUAUUGCAUCCAAAAUGUUAUGGAUAUUAGACUUGAUACCUCAGCAUGGUGGUUGCUAUUAUGUACUUGCCAAUAUACUCUUCUAUCUUCAACAUGAUCAAGCAGAUUUUGUAUUGAAAGAAGGUCGACGUAUGAAUCCUACCUAUCAACCUUUGAUUGAACUUGAAUUCAGUAUUAACAACGAUCAAUGGAUGAUAACCCGAGGUGAAGAACAACAACAACAACAACAAAAAAUCAGUCAAGGAAUACAAUCAUCAGCUUUUCCGUUUCAACCACCAUCUUCACAACAACAUCAAGAACACCAACAACAAGAUCAACUGUCAGAUGAUCAAUCAAAUUUAGAACAUCUACAACGACGACGAUCAUCUAUCAAGUUACCAGUCCUUGAUCCUGAUGGCACAGCAUUAUCUGCACCAUUAUUACACGUACUCGACACUUUAUUUUCAAAAUUUGACAAGGAUCAAGAUCAGGCAUUACGACAUGAAGAGUUAGAUCACUAUGUAUUCUCGACCAAUGGACAGCAUCCUUCUGAAGAGUUUUUAUCUGCCAUGGGACAACGUUUUGGUGCCAAUGAUAAGGGUUGGUUGACAAAAGAAGGGUUCUUGGCAUUUUACUUGGAACAAACUCUUGGUGAUCAAGAUGAAACUAGAAAAGAUAUUGCUGCGCAUGGUUAUGACCGAUGGACUUUUAGAAAAUUAUGAUGUUUCCUUCUUUUCUUACUUCUUGAUAAUAUCAUUUGAUAUUUAUUUAUACCCACCUUUUAUUAUUUUGACCAUUGAUAGAAUCUAUUUUUUACUACUACUAUUAUCUUUCCUAGUUGUU
Messenger RNA from Halteromyces radiatus, 1406 nucleotides. RefSeq lists its product as uncharacterized. The transcript has 4 exons. Gene Ontology annotation, molecular function: protein binding. Lineage: Eukaryota; Fungi; Mucoromycota; Mucoromycetes; Mucorales; Cunninghamellaceae. The record is from RefSeq and is a predicted model, not a curated record. Bases 194 to 1285 code for a protein of 363 amino acids.